Messenger RNA from Chaetomium fimeti, 1470 nucleotides. RefSeq lists its product as uncharacterized. The record is from RefSeq and is a predicted model, not a curated record. NCBI's taxonomy places the organism in Eukaryota, Fungi, Ascomycota, Sordariomycetes, Sordariales, Chaetomiaceae. Gene Ontology annotation, molecular function: protein binding. The transcript has 2 exons. The coding region runs from base 1 to 1470 and encodes 489 amino acids.
AUGACCGGCACAACCGUGGCUACAAUGGACCCCCAACAUGGUUCCGGCCUGGUUCAAAUUCCACUAGAGGUCCUCACCCGCAUCACCCACUUCAUCUCAACCACCGACCUUGGAAAUGUGCGAUUAAGCUGCAAGGCCCUGGAGCAAGGCCUCUUCCACUUCUUCUCGCACGAGUUCUUCCGCAAGAAGCAGUUCAUGGUUCUCAGCGACAGCCUGCAGGCCCUGAUUGAUAUCUCCAAACAUCCAAAUUUGUCCCCCUUCCUCAAGCAUGUCAUCAUCGGCACCGACCGCCCAAGCCAGCGCUAUCACUUCCCGAACAGGAAAGAGGAGGCGAGCGCCCGCCUUGCAACCGCCAAUGCAGACCACAUGCAGCUGUUGGCCGCAGGGGGGCUCCGAGACAUGCUCGCCGAGGCAUUUGCUAACCUCACCAACUUGGAGACGGUCGACAUCCGCGACUUUAACUCCCCAAGCCGCAGCCGCGAUGGACGGGGGACUGAGUGGAGGAGCUGGGGCGCCAACACGCUGGCUGCGUCGACCAAUACCAGCAUCUUCACCGGCAUUGUUAAUAGCGAAGACCCCUAUCUUAGUCAGAUUUUCAGCGCUGUUACCGCCGCCCUGGCCGCUGCACAAGCCCGGCCAAAGAGCCUCGAGAUUCUUGCCAGAUCAAGAUCAGGUUACGGUGGGAUCGCGCUGCGCGACUCUGCCUUCUAUAUUCCGCCGCGCAUGGAGGCCGCGGUAUCGCCGAUGCUCGCCAGUUUGCAGUCGCUCCAUCUCACUUUGAGCCUGACACACAGCCUGGGGAUGAAACCCUUCAUGUUCCAGAAGUUCCUGUCACUCACGAUCAGCCUGACUUGGCUGCGUGUGAACUUCAAGAACACGGCCCCGCACGACCAGGAAGAAGUGCUCUCUUGGUUGGCCCUCAAGGACACCCAGAAGCCCAACGCCCCAUUCGACAUGGCCCCUAUCCAGCUUCCACGCCUCGAGCGCCUCGACCUAGGGGAUACCGAGCUCAAAGCGGAGAAUAUACUCAAUCUAGUCGUCAAGUUGGCGCCCACCUUGACAUCGCUCUACCUCCGCAGGGUGUGCUUGUUCGACGAAAGUAAUGACCACACGGCGGACAAGAUCAACCCUUGGGACCGCUGCCUGUCUGUGUUAUCCAGGACGCGUGGACUGAAUCUGCGAGUCCUGGACUUGAGCCAAAUCGCGCACCAGAGCGGCGGGUUCAGAGGCAGCGUGCCGUUCAAGCCGACAGAAGACUCGGCGACCAUUCGGGACUGGACUUGUUCCACCAACCUGGUCACUUUGGACAAGGCCAUCGCGCAAGCGGUUGCAGCCAUGGUCCCCGAUUGGCCACCGGAACCGGAUCGAAUGGACGAGGAUGGUUCGGACGAUGAUGACGAAGAUGACGAAGACGACGAUGAAGAGGAAAGCGAUGGGGAGGGAGAAAGCGGCGAUGGUGAAGACAAUUAA